Messenger RNA from Papilio machaon (common yellow swallowtail), 1374 nucleotides. Its product is annotated as protein I'm not dead yet-like. The coding region runs from base 1 to 1374 and encodes 457 amino acids. Gene Ontology annotation, biological process: monoatomic anion transmembrane transport; citrate transport. The record is from RefSeq and is a predicted model, not a curated record. The transcript is spliced from 12 exons. NCBI's taxonomy places the organism in Eukaryota, Metazoa, Arthropoda, Insecta, Lepidoptera, Papilionidae. Gene Ontology annotation, cellular component: membrane. Gene Ontology annotation, molecular function: succinate transmembrane transporter activity; citrate transmembrane transporter activity.
AUGCCCAAGCACAAAGAAAGAGAAAAUAGAAGGACAAUCCGAUUCAAUGGAAACGCGGCGUUCUGCUCUUCUCCUCUCAUCUCAGCCCAGCUCAGUGAUAUAAUGAAUUUAUCCAUUAGGUUUGGAUCAGCGGAAGAACCGCGUCUGACGGGGAAGGAGAAACUGAAAUUUUUCUUGGCUGUUCAUUGGAGAGGAAUAUGCUGCGUGGCAAUCCCUGUCCUUGCACUUCCUAUUUUAUUACCACCGCCAACAGAGGCUUACCAUUGGUGCGCAUUCACCCUAGUCAUUAUGGCUUGCUUCUGGGUGACUGAGUGUAUUCCAUUGGCGGUGACGUCAUUCUUACCAAUCAUCAUAUUUCCUUUAACAGGAAUCACUAGCACAACUGCAACUUGUUCAGCAUAUAUCAGUGACAGUUUAAUGAUGUUCUUGGGGAGUCUUAUAUUAGCCGCUUGUGUUGAGCAGUCGGGACUUCACGUGCGUCUCGCUUACUUUGCGAUUCGGACCAUUGGCUUUACCCAUAUCAGGCUUCUUCUUUCAAUGUCCCUCGUUACCAUGUUUGUUUCGAUGUGGUUAACGAACACUGCAGCAGUAACGAUGAUGGUACCCAUUAAUUUUGCCGUUUUAAAGGUUUUUGAAGAACAAAAAUUGAUGACAAUCUUUGAAUAUACUGCGGACGGUGAAAGAGUCGCAUCUGACAUAACUACUUGCUAUUUUUGUGCCGCUACUUACUCAGCCACAAUAGGUGGUCUUGGCACGAUAAUUGGUACCGCAACUAAUUUAGUCAUGAAAGGACUUCUGGUGAAAUCGUUUCCAUUGGUCCCGGAAUAUUUGUCUUUUCCGCAGUUCUCGGCAUUUAGCAUUCCAAUGAUGAUUUGUUUGGAAGCUACCAUGUUAUUAUCCUUGUGUGUAGUAUUUCUCGGUUGGCUUAGACCUAAAAGCACUGCCGCGAAACGAUCAUAUGUAACCCCUCAGGGCCAAGCGGCUGCGAAGGCGGUUGUUGACGCUAGUUGGAAAGAAUUGGGAUCCAUAACAUUUUGGGAAUAUAUGGUUAUUCUUUUAUUUGGUGGCUCAAUGGUUUUAUUCUUUUGUCGUUCUCCUCAAAUGUUUCCCGGAUGGGGUGAUAUUUUAGAAGAUAUAUUUGAUAGACCGCACAAGUUUAUAAAAGAUUCGGCUUUAGCAUGUUUGGUGGGAUUUUUAAUGUUUGUUUCACCGUCAAACUUGUCGUUUUUCAAAAAUUUUACAGUUAAAUAUUACGAACAACUACCAAAAAAACCAGUUACUUCUGUACUUGACUGGAAAAAAAUGGAUGCUUCUUUACCAUACAGCUUUAUGUUUCUUCUAGGCAAGUUGGUUAAUAAUAUCUGUCAAGUUUAA